This is a messenger RNA of Leguminivora glycinivorella, 2033 nucleotides long. RefSeq names its product aryl-hydrocarbon-interacting protein-like 1. The transcript is spliced from 6 exons. Gene Ontology annotation, molecular function: protein binding; peptidyl-prolyl cis-trans isomerase activity. NCBI's taxonomy places the organism in Eukaryota, Metazoa, Arthropoda, Insecta, Lepidoptera, Tortricidae. The record is from RefSeq and is a predicted model, not a curated record. Bases 336 to 1310 code for a protein of 324 amino acids.
CUUAUCUUUCUCUUGUUGUGACUUGUGAUCCGUAUUGAAUAUAAAUGUAGCAUAGAUAAAAAUGUUAUUGUGAUCUGUGUAAUCGCCAUUUAAGACUGUUAUUAUAUUGAUAGAAAGCCAAAGUUUUAUUAUACCUUCCGUAGUCCUCUACUUCUAUUGAAUUUAGGUUGUAAUGUAGAUUUUAAAGACAAGUUGAGGUUCCAUCAAUCAGUGAGGCCUUCUUCUUAUAGGUUAGGGGCUUUGUAAGGCUUCAGGGCGCCUUAUGUAUCACUGCGACCAUUUCUGAUCUAUUGUGAUCAAAAUCAGUGAGGCCUAGAUAUAUAUUUGUGUUAAUCAUGGGUGAUACAGCACCUAUCGUGAAAAACGUAAUUCACGCUGGACAGAAAUACAAACCAAUAUCUGAUGGAAGCAAGGUCCACUUUCACUUCCAAACAUGGAAGUGUGGAAAGGAGAGGGUCCUCAUUGAUGACAGCAGGAAGAUCGGCAAGAAGGAACCCAUGAUCUUGGUCAUCGGGCACAAGUUCAAGCUGGAGGUUUGGGAGUCCAUCGUCAAGAUGAUGGCAGUUGGAGAAGUGGCCAGCUUCACUGUCAAAAAAGAACUAGUAUUCAGCUACCCAUUUGUAUCAAAAACACUGCGGGAGCUUGGCCAGGAGAGUUCUAAAAAGAAGCAUGCAUGCACUAUGACGUUGCACACCGAAGGCAUUGGUUACCCCGACCUGGACAGUUUGAUGAAGGAACCGUGUGAUUUGGAGUUCAUCAUAGAACUGCUUCGAGUAGAAACAUCAGAGGAAUACGAGAAAGAAGUAUGGCAGCUCUCAUCGCAAGAGCGACUAGAACUGGUGCCAAGUCUCAGGGAGAAGGGGAACCAGCUGUACGGACAGAAGAGAUAUGACGAAGCAGAGGAGGUGUACGCCAAAGCCAUCGCUAUAUGUGAACAACUUAUGAUAAGAGAAAGAAAAUGCGACGAGGAAUGGAUCAACUUGAACAAAAUAAAGUUGCCGCUGCUACUGAACUACGCUCAGUGCAAACUUAUCAAAGGCGAGUACUACGCAGUCAUCGAACACUGUAACACAGUGCUGGAACACGACAAAGAUAACGAAAAAGCUCUAUACAGACGAGCGAAAGCCCACCUAGGGGCUUGGAACCCAUCGCUCGCUGAGGAAGAUUUCCUCCGCCUGAAGAGCCUCAACCCCACGAUGGGCCCAACGGUGGACAAGGAGCUAGCGCAUAUACGGAAGUUACAGAAGGAUAAGGAGACCAAAGAUAAGGACGCUUUGAGAAAAAUGUUCGGGACUGAAAACGGCACGUAGCAUCCGUUGUAAGAACUUUUAACCAGUUACCACUAAAUAUUUGGAAGAUGCAGAAACUUUCAAAGGACUAUGGCGCAGUAUAAGACCAUUACUUUGUGGUGUUACAUUAUGUAUGUAACAUAUAUAUAAUUACGCCUGUAUCCCACAAAGGGGUAGGCAGAGCACAUUAACUACUCAAGUUUCAGUGCGACUCUAAAAGGGGUUGAAAGAAAUUCAAAUUGUGACAUUGCAGUGACAGGUUGCCAGCCUCUCUCCUACGCCACAAUUUAACCCAAUUUAAGAAGUUAAUAUUUGUAUAUGUGGCGAAAAUGGUAAAAAUAAGUGUACAGUACCUACUUAUGGUGCGUUUUUCGCACUUUUUCGCAAAGUAGUAGGUACAUUUAUAUAUUGUAAAUGUAGUAUGUACUGUAAAAAGUCGUACGAUACACGUGCGGAAAAAAAAUCGUAAGUGUUGUCGAUUGAAAACACUCCCUUUAUUUAUUGCCCCUCUUUUCAAAUUUCCUUUUUUCCGCACUUGUAGGUACUAUAAUGUACCCUACUAUUAUGUCACUAUUUUUAUGAAACUUAGAUCUCUGCGAACUGCGAACAGUACAUUUUGAAUAAAGCCUUUUUUACAUUUCUACUAUUUGUAGCCAAACACUGUCUAAGGAAAGUUUACUUAAUUGUCUAUGAUUUGUUAUUUAUUAUUUACUAUAUGUGUAAUAUUGUUGUCGUAAAAUGUGA